CUUUUUUGGGUUGAUUAGGGUAAGGGUAACACUAUACUAUAUAUAUUGCCCUGGUAACCCUAAUAAAACUCAAAAAAAAAAUAAAAACCAACGACAGGCUUAUAUUUAUUAUAUUUUGUCUGUCAUGUCCGAGAAAGAAAAUCAAAAAAAAAAAAAAUGACACUAAUCACCAUGGUCUUGUCACUGUAUCUCGUCAGUGAGCUCCUAUUCCUAUCCCGAAAGAAAGUCUAUUCUAUGUCAAGGGAAGGGGAAAAGGGGCAGCUUCCUACCUCUGUACUAUACCACCGAAUAUCCGAGGCUGGCAGUUACACCUGUCGUCUUUCCAACGAUCGUACAACAGAUCGAGUUUUAUUUUUUUAUAGAGAGCGCAUUCUACCUUUUUGUGAGCGGCGUUUUUAUUGCAGAAUCCCCGUUUCCAGCCAAACAGAGACAUCCCCUCCCUUUCCCAAUUCCAGAAUUUGACAGCACGGAGAGGGGGGGUGGGAGACGGAUACUCGUCCGUUUC
Messenger RNA from Mycotypha africana, 505 nucleotides. RefSeq lists its product as uncharacterized. The coding region runs from base 157 to 462 and encodes 101 amino acids. The record is from RefSeq and is a predicted model, not a curated record. NCBI's taxonomy places the organism in Eukaryota, Fungi, Mucoromycota, Mucoromycetes, Mucorales, Mycotyphaceae. The transcript has 4 exons.